Molecule: messenger RNA, 726 nt
Organism: Colletotrichum tamarilloi
Lineage: Eukaryota; Fungi; Ascomycota; Sordariomycetes; Glomerellales; Glomerellaceae
Exons: 4
Coding region: 1-726 (241 amino acids)
Source: RefSeq, a predicted model, not a curated record
AUGGGCUCUCUCGCAAAGUUGGCAGAUGGUUUCUCGGCAGGUCCUAGGGGUAUCGAUGGCCGCACGAGCGUUGGUGGCAGCGGGCUGAGCCGUGGCAAUGUUACGAGCCACUUAUUUGUGCUCACCCUGGCCGAUGCAGUAAGGGACGGGGUAGGUGGUGCUGUUGCAAAGGCGGAUGACACCCUUGACCCAGGCAAGGUUGCCGUAGGACUGGUCAGCGUAGCUGUCGGAGGUGAAGGCAUCGACGGUGGGGCUGUCGGUGCAUCCAGAGAAGAUGUUGCCAGUGACGCGGCGGACGUUGGGCUGGGAGACGACGAGGCCGGCGGCACGGCGCUCAAGAGCGUCGUACUCGGAAGCCUUCAUGACAGUGUGGGUGCCGUCCUCACCAACAACGAUGACAUCGUCGAAGUUGAGGGGGGCGGGGCCAGGAGCCGGAGCGGCUACAGCAGCGCCAAUGAGGCCGGCAGCGACUUUGGACUUUCGCUCUCGGAUGUUCGCAAGACGGCUUCUGCGUCUGUCAAGCCGCUCGCCCAUGCCCAUGACUCUCCAUGGCAUCCACGGGGAAGCGCACAUGCGCGCGCUCGCCAGGCCGAAGGGGUUGGAAUGGAUAUCGUUGCCAAGAAUCCCUACGGGGCUGCCGGCAUGACCACCAUGACACCAGAGCGUGGUGAUCGGGCCAGCCGGUCAGGGCUCGAUAGGCCCAGCGACAGUACGACCAUGCGCUGA